Messenger RNA from Xenia sp. Carnegie-2017, 2400 nucleotides. RefSeq names its product EF-hand domain-containing family member C2-like. Bases 64 to 2274 code for a protein of 736 amino acids. NCBI's taxonomy places the organism in Eukaryota, Metazoa, Cnidaria, Anthozoa, Malacalcyonacea, Xeniidae. The record is from RefSeq and is a predicted model, not a curated record. Gene Ontology annotation, biological process: regulation of neuron projection development. The transcript has 16 exons. Gene Ontology annotation, molecular function: calcium ion binding. Gene Ontology annotation, cellular component: microtubule.
ACGCUUUGUUAAUCAAAGCAGUUCAUAAGAAGUAAUCCUAACUUUUUACAAAAAUUGGCGAAGAUGUCUUUGCCCUUUCUUCCUGGACAGGUUUUUGACAGAAAGCUGGGAAAAACGAAAUUUCACAAAUCUCAAUUGUUUGAUUACAAAAAUGAUGUUCGUUGCUUCGUUGGUGGAGCCAAAAGUGGAAUAGGUGGAGAAAUCCUACCAGGUCGGACAUUACCACCUGGACAUAGUACUUACCCAAAAGGUGUAGGCCCAGAAGCACCUUCUUGGGUCGCCUUUGAUAGACAAGUGCUUUGUUUUGAUGCUUAUUUUCAAGAGGCAGUUCAUGAAAAACGAGAAGAACAAUAUCGAAUUCGCAAAUGCAAAAUAUACUUCUAUCUGGAAGAUGAUGGAAUACAAGUAAAUGAACAAAAAGUGGAUAAUAGUGGCAUACCCCAAGGCACACUCAUUCGACGACAUCGCGUACCUCUUCCCGUACCAAAUGAUGACUAUUUCUACACUGUUGAUCAUUUUAAUAUCGGUCGAGAAGUCAACAUUUACUCAAAAGUGUUUAAAAUCAUUGAUUGUGAUGAGUUCACCCGAAAUUUUCUAACAAAGUUGGGUGUACGAGUUGGAAAGCCAGAAAAGUUUCCUGAUGAUCCAUAUUCACUUCAUCGCUGUGAGAUGAAAGAGAGCAUGCAGCCACUAAGACCGUACGAGAAACAAGAUACACUCAAGCAAUUUUUGCAAUAUGAUCGCAGAGUGUUGAGAUUUUAUUGUUUGUGGGAUGACACAGAUAGUAUGUUUGGUGAUCCCAGAGAAAUGGUAUUACAUUACUUUUUGGCAGAUGACACCAUUGAAAUUCGUGAGAUAAUUCGUGCGAAUUCCGGUAGAGAUGCAGUGCCAAUGUUUUUAAGAAGGCAAAGGUUACCGAAGGAGCCAAUAUCGACCUUGCAGCCUGGACGCAUGACCGGGCGUACCGUUCUUAAUGUAUUUGGACCAACGGGCCAUGGUGGCCGUUGGAUUUUAGACAGUUUAAAAACUGGUGCUGUCCAUAUCAACUAUUAUACUGAUGCUGAUCUUACUAUCGGCAGCGUUAUUAACGUUUGGGGAAGAAGGUUUUUUAUAUUCGACUGCGAUGAAAACACGAAAGAACACUAUCAAACAAAGUUUGGCAUUGAUAAUUUCCAACCAAUCAAACACAAGUCUGAUCCGGAGCAACCAAUUCCACGCGAGAUCCCGCCCUACAAUGGAUUCGGAAGCGAGGAAGAUUCCUUGUGUUCCUGUCUUUCACUCAUUCCCAAACCCCCAAAACGUGAUUUUAUGAAGUUCAUGGAGAAAGACAGGCAUGGUUUGAACAGCAAUGUACUUCGUUUUAUGGCUAAGAUGGACUCUGGCCGUCCUAAUGACGAAAGCCGUUACUUCAUUAUUUCAUAUUUUCUAUGUGAUGACACGAUUGUCGUUUUUGAGCCUACCCAGCAAAACUCCGGAAUUAUCGGGGGCAAAUUCAUGGAAAGAAAUCGCAUCAAAUUACCAGAUGGCUCCGGCUAUUAUAGUUCACAGGAUCUUUACAUUGGUGCUCAUGUGGAAUUCUUGAAGCAUAAAUUCAUACUCACAGAUGCAGAUGAAUAUGCCGUUUAUUACAUAGAGAAAAAUAACAAAGAAUAUCUACAGGCCAAUGUUCCCAUCAUUUUGUCAAAACUCAGGGAAAUCACUGACAAACAUCAAGACAAAUUGCGCUCAUACUUUGCUGAAGUGGAUACUCAAGAUUCGGGAUAUGUAUCAUUUGAUGAUUUCCGGAACAUUGUUAUGAAAUACAGCUCGAACAUCUCAGUUCACGAAAUAUUGUCUGUUUGUCGUCAUUAUGGAAGUAAAAAGGCCGAAGAGGAUAAUUAUGACGCCUUGAUUUCUGCUAUUCAAGAAAAAUUACGGAAGACUAAUUACGAAAAUUUCGAAAAUUUAUACGAUGCUUGUCGACAUCGUGAUAUUGAUCAGACAGGUUACAUUGACAUGAUGGACCUACACAACGUUGCUCGUUCUUUCAAGAUCCCAGCUAAGCAAGAGUUACUUGACGCUGUUCUUAUGCGUAUGAAGAGAAAUACCAAUGGACAAGUUAGUUACAAGGAGUAUAUUGACGCUAUCAAUUGGCGAGACCACCCGGUUCAACUGCAGAGAUACAUUCCUGUUUCAGUUGCAGAAACGAAAGCAAAGGAGCGCGUUAGACCAAUGGAAGGUGUCAUUGCAGUCAAUUACAAAGCUCUAAUGAAAGAUCUUCUUUUACAAGAUUAAAGCACCUCUGAAAUGCAUGAUCAUUUCACGAAGCAUCUCAAUAUUUGAAAAAGACUGAUAUUUUGUAUAGCUCUGUGCUUUUUAAAUGAAGUGAAAUAAACUAAAUAUAUAGUUUUAUUCAGUUUA